Molecule: messenger RNA, 627 nt
Organism: Bathycoccus prasinos
Lineage: Eukaryota; Viridiplantae; Chlorophyta; Mamiellophyceae; Mamiellales; Bathycoccaceae
Exons: 2
Coding region: 1-627 (208 amino acids)
Source: RefSeq, a predicted model, not a curated record
AUGUCUAUCUCUACAUUUUUUCUACUACUAGUGUACAAGCGAAAGCUUCUUUGGUCGACGAAAGGAGAAAUCUCGCUCGCUCGCUGCAUUGUUGUUGUUGUCGUUGAUGAUGAAGAUAAAGAAGAAGAGAGAAGAAACAAAACGCAAAACGAAUACCGCAAUACCACCGCUACCGCCACCGACGACAACAAAAUUCUCCUAAGACAUCCAAGGAAGCAUAAAAAUGCCUGCAAUUGCUCUCAACCCGGCAGUCCGGACGAAUCCGGCGGGGAAAACACUAAGGUUCGGGCACCGCGAAUGGAGUUUCUGAGAAACGCCCUCUUCGUCUUCAUCAUCGGAGUAGUUGUGGUGGUGGUGGUGGUGGUGGUAAUGGUAGUAGCACUUCUUCUGUCGAGUGUGCGCGUCCUGCGUCCCGCGCAUAUACGAUGCGCAGAAGAAGAGAGAACGCAAAAACACGCGUUUUUCGCGCUCGAAAAGAACAUCGCUCGGGCGUUUGACGUUUCAUCGCUCACGCGUUCUUCUAAUCAAUAUAAAAAAACAUCGGAGGGAAUCCGAAUGAAGUCAAUUUCGUCACCGCGAAUACGUAAAAAGACGACGAUGAUGCGUCAGAUAGAGCUAAUACGUUAA